This is a messenger RNA of Erythranthe guttata (spotted monkey flower), 1939 nucleotides long. RefSeq names its product beta-amyrin 28-monooxygenase. The record is from RefSeq and is a predicted model, not a curated record. Gene Ontology annotation, biological process: sterol metabolic process. Gene Ontology annotation, molecular function: monooxygenase activity; heme binding; oxidoreductase activity, acting on paired donors, with incorporation or reduction of molecular oxygen. Lineage: Eukaryota; Viridiplantae; Streptophyta; Magnoliopsida; Lamiales; Phrymaceae.
UUUACGUGUGCUUAUCUUACCAUACGCCAACCUCAAUACCAGAUUUUAUUAAUGUUCCACUCCUCACACAAAGACUAUUUUUCUUCAUACAAACUCUGCAGCUAUGCUCAAUAUCCCAAUUUACACCUAACUAAACAUGGACUUAAUCUCUGCAACUUUUUUCACCCUCACCGCCCUCUUGGUUUCCUUCUGCCUCCACUUCCUUCUCCACAUAAUCAAAUACACUGUCGGUAGCGGCAGUGGUGGCGGCGUGGCCUCACUUCCGCCGGGGAAAACAGGUUGGCCGGUGAUCGGAGAGAGCCUCGAAUUCCUUUCCACAGGGUGGAAAGGCCACCCGGAAAAAUUCGUAUUCGACCGCAUGGCUAAAUACUCCUCACAGGUAUUCCGAACCCAUCUUCUGGGCGAGAAGGCCGCAGUUUUCUGCGGCGCGAACGGCAACAAAUUCUUAUUUUCGAACGAGAACAAGCUCGUCCAAUCAUGGUGGCCCGUUUCGGUCAACAAAGUCUUCCCUUCUUCAACCCAAACUUCCUCCAAAGAAGAAGCCAUCAGAAUGAGGAAAAUGCUCCCCAAUUUCCUCAAACCAGAGGCCCUUCGAAGGUACAUAGGCACAAUGGAUCGUAUAGCACAACGCCACUUCACCGACCAAUGGGAAAACAAGAAAGAAAUAAUAGUUUUCGACCUAGCAAAGAGCUACACGUUCUGGCUUGCCUGUAGGGUUUUUUUAAGUGUUGAAGAUCCAAAACACGUGGCUAGAUUUGCAGACCCUUUCAAUGCAUUGGCAUCUGGUUUGAUCGGGAUUCCAGUGGACUUGCCGUGGACCCCGUUCAAUAGAGCCAUAAAGGCGUCCAAGUAUAUAAGGAAGGAGCUUGUUUUGAUUAUCAGGCGAAGGAAAAUAGAGCUGGCGGAGGGGGAGGCUUUGCCUAGCCAAGAUAUACUAUCGCACAUGCUCGUGACAGGAGAUGAAGAUGGCAAGUUUAUGGAUGAGAUGGAAAUUGCCGACAAGAUUUUGGGUUUGCUUGUCGGAGGCCAUGACACAGCUAGCUCUACGUGUACUUUGAUCGUCAAGUAUCUGGCGGAGCUGCCUGAGAUUUACGUUGGAGUCUACAACGAGCAAAUGGAAAUUGCGAACGGGAAAACUCCAGGCGAGCUCCUCAACUGGGAUGACAUUCAGAAGAUGAAAUAUUCAUGGAAUGUGGCCUGUGAAGUAUUGAGGCUCUCACCACCUCUCCAGGGAGCUUUCAGAGAAGCUCUAGCAGAUUUCGUGUACAAUGGCUUCUCGAUCCCAAAGGGAUGGAAGAUAUAUUGGAGCGCAAGUUCAACUCACAGAAAUCCAGAAAUUUUCCCCGAACCUGAGAAAUUGGAUCCAUCAAGAUUCGAGGGAACAGGGCCAGCUCCAUAUACAUUUGUUCCGUUUGGAGGGGGCCCGAGAAUGUGCCCCGGAAAAGAAUAUGCUAGACUUGAAAUACUAGUGUUUAUGCAUCAUCUUGUCAAGAGAUUUAGGUGCGAGAAAAUUAUACCCGACGAGAAAAUCGUGGUCAAUCCUAUGCCCAUUCCAGCUAAGGGGCUGCCUGUUCGUCUUUAUCCCCACAAAGCUUGACAAAACUGCUUUCUCCUGUAACCUUCCCUUGCUCUAAAUAUUAAUUUAGAAAAUUGUACAAGAAAAAGAAAAAGGUUGAGAUCACACGUCUGAUGCCGAUGUGUGUAUUUAUCAGCUCUAGUAAUUUCCCCGAACCUUAAGGAAUUCUUCAUAAUUUCUAAUGUUCUUUAUAUCUGUAAGUGACUAACCAAAAAGAAAACGAACAGCAAAUGGUAAUAGUGCUGAAGGGUUUCUAUAUUCUACGUACAACACAAACACAAAAUGCAUGAUGGCCUCAUUUAAUAAACAUAAUUCGGGUUCCGUGAGAGCAUGUAUGAGUAAGAAUAAGGUUAAACAAAAAAA